AUGGAAGAUCCAGGGGACGGAGGCCGGUCCCUGCGCUUCCUGGGCCAGCUUAGGGUCAGGGGCCACCAUGGCUGGUCGCAGCUGGGGGCUCGGUCUUCACACAACGAACUAGAAAAGCACAGACGAGCCAAGCUCAGGCUCUACCUGGAGCAGCUGAAGCAGCUGGUGCCCUUGGGCCCCGACAGCACCCGCCAUACCACACUGAGCCUCCUGAAGCGCGCCAAGACGCACAUCAAGAAACUGGAGGAGCAGGACCGCAGGGCGCUGAGCAUCAAGGAGCAGCUGCAGCGACAACACCGCUUCCUGAAGCGGCGCCUGGAGCAGCUGUCGGUGCAGAGCCUGGAGCGCGUGCGCACAGACAGCACAGGCUCCGCUGUCUCCACGGACGACUCGGAGCAAGAAGUGGACGUGGAGGGCAUGGAGUUCGGCCCCGGCGAGCUGGAUAGCGUCGGCAGCAGCAGUGACGUGGAUGACCACUACAGUCUGCACAGGGAGGCGGCUUCUGCCCCGGCAGGAGUGAGGUGUGUGCUGGGUCCUCAGGGGACUGUCUGGUCUCCCUGUUCUAAAGGAAGGGCCUGAAAUAAACGCGGCUCCCUGCCCAGCAGCCCGAGCGGCCGGGAGGGGCUUCCGGGGAGCAGGGCUUGUGGAGAGAAGCGGCCGAGGACUCGGGCGGUGCUGCCGGCGCGCCUCUAUUUCCGGAAUCAGAUUUUUGUACUCUAUUUUCCUAGUCGUGGCGUCCUUGUGUGCUGAGGGGGGGAGCCGGCGUCUCAGGGACUGGUCCGUCUGUCACCACUGUCCAAGUGUGCCUUGUGUCCUGUGUCAGGCCCCACCCCGGCCACCACCACCAGCAUCUCCCUCCCACGUGCCGGCCAGGUGUCCUCCCGCUCCCCACCCCCAGCCCCUCCCAGCAUCCACCGCCUCCAGGGAGGGAGAGCCUGCAGGGCCUGUCAGGGCCUCUUUCUGUCGCCUUGGCAGGAGGAGCUGACCGGGCCCAGUGUCACCCUCCCAGUGGCUCGCAGGGACCUGCUGUGCAGCUCGGCCUCCAGUCGGGAGGGCCUGCUAACCAGAGACCUAGGGUCUCACCUGGACCCAGCUUGAACCCUCCCGCCCCCCUGCCCGGGGCGAGGGCUCCAAUUCUGACCUUGGCAGCUGAUGAAGACAGCGUCCUCCGCGGGUGGUCAGGCCUGAGCAUUAGGCUUCUCCUGGCCUUUCGUUCCAAGUCCUUGUCCCCGGGGACCACACAGCAAUACUCGGGGGGCGGGCGGUGGGGCCGACCCACCGCAUGUCUCCUCCCUCUCUGGUGCAUUGUAACCACUUUGCCAACCGCAUUUGUCUCCAGUCCUGCCGGCAGACACCCAGCGUGGGUGGCCUCACCGAGGCAGAAAGGGGUCCCUGGAGACAUGUCUGUCUGGCACAGAACCUGCCCCCCGAGGCUCGGGAUGGUGGGUGCACGUGGGCCCGUGGGGUCGGGGCUGGGGUCAUAGGAAAACUCUCCUGCUGGCAUCUCCUUCCAGCUGGACCGGGCCCCCCGAGGCUUCUCCCGUCUGCCUGAGCGUGUCCACCGUGCGUUAGGGCAGGAGCACCCGCAAGUCCGGCCCCGGGGACGGUCUGUGUCCUGAAUUCUUAAAGCAUCAGCUCCCCACCCACCCCUAACACCUGUGGAGGCUCUACUCCCGCCUCUGGCCUCAGCAUCCUGCCCCACGACAAGCUGUGGCCCUCGGCCCACCCGACUGGCAGCUCCACCCAUGGCUCCUCGGCCGUGGUGGUUUCCAUGUGGGCCAGGGGGUUGGCCUCGCUGGCCACCCAGGGUGCUGCCCGCACCCGCAGACAUGAGGGGUGGCCCUCAGGGCCAGGCCAGGUGCUAGGAGUUACACAUCCAUUGCCCUCCCUCCAGCUCCCUGCCAUCUGCACAGGCUGGCUUGGUGGGGGGCCAUGGUGCCCGGAGAGGGCCCUGCUGAGGCCUGAUGGAUUGCUAAGAGCACGCCUCAGCCCUGUCGGGUCUCUAAAGCCAACGUGACCAGCACAGGGCCCCUGGGGGUGCCUGCACCCUCUCUCCGUGUGCCCUCCCAGGCCCAUGGGGGCCACUGUGGCACUGGGUGGCUGAAAUCCUGGAACCCCAGCCUCAGGUUUGGGUCCCCACGCUUGUGCAGUGGCCCCCACACUCCUGGCCACCACCCCAGUGUAGGUCCAGCUGGCUGGGGAGGCUGCCGGCAGCUCUCCCUCCGAGCCUGGGGCCCGCCUCUGCAUAUUCCGUUUAAGAGGCCAGUGCCCGAGCCUCCUUUCCUGGGCAGGUGGAGCCCUGUGCCCAACCGUGGCCCCGAGGGCCCCUCCUGUCUGCCCCAGGUAGUCCCCAUCUGCUGGGCGAGGCAGGCUCCCCACUCCCUGCUCCCUGCCUCUCUCUGGGCAGCAAACCUGGCCCCCUCCCCACCUCUGUGCACAUAGGACUCUGAGCCCGGGCCGCAUCCAGGGCACCAGGGCAGGUUCUGUGCCAGGGUCCAGGGCGGCCCAGGAGGCCUGGUGCUGGCCAGGUGGGCACCUUACAAGAUCCUCCCUGGACAGAGAGGGUCACACCCACUGCUCACAGGGAGGGACUGUGCUGUACCAUUCUGUCUUUGUAAUAUAAAUACAGAUUUUUAUACCUCA
This is a messenger RNA of Myotis brandtii (Brandt's bat), 2643 nucleotides long. RefSeq names its product MAX dimerization protein 4 (gene MXD4). The record is from RefSeq and is a predicted model, not a curated record. Lineage: Eukaryota; Metazoa; Chordata; Mammalia; Chiroptera; Vespertilionidae. Gene Ontology annotation, biological process: regulation of transcription by RNA polymerase II. Gene Ontology annotation, molecular function: DNA-binding transcription factor activity, RNA polymerase II-specific; protein dimerization activity; RNA polymerase II cis-regulatory region sequence-specific DNA binding. The coding region runs from base 1 to 579 and encodes 192 amino acids. The transcript is spliced from 6 exons.